Messenger RNA from Cynoglossus semilaevis (tongue sole), 2262 nucleotides. It is a transcript of the gene ggcx, whose product is annotated as gamma-glutamyl carboxylase. The record is from RefSeq and is a predicted model, not a curated record. Bases 209 to 2029 code for a protein of 606 amino acids. Lineage: Eukaryota; Metazoa; Chordata; Actinopteri; Pleuronectiformes; Cynoglossidae. The transcript is spliced from 13 exons. Gene Ontology annotation, biological process: peptidyl-glutamic acid carboxylation. Gene Ontology annotation, molecular function: vitamin binding; gamma-glutamyl carboxylase activity.
CCAGCCUGUCUCUGUCUCCCGGACUGUGUCCCUCUGUGUGGGUGAGUGUCCUAGCGUGUGUGUGCGUGUGCAGACAGGACUGUGACACGUAUCUCACGGACGUGACCACACAGGACACCUCCAUCUGGAACCACGAUACUCCUUCAUCCUGAGAAACCUUUUUUUUUAAAAUUAUUACUUUAAAUAAUAGUUUGUGUGUUUCAGCAGCAUGGAGACUCGGGACGCGGCAGCCGCAGAUGUUCUUUUGAGCAGUGGCGGCGGCGGUGAGGGGAAAAAAGCGAAGAAGAAAGCAGCUCCUCAACCAGACGUAGCUAAAAACAGAAUGGAGCGAAUCUUUGGAUUCAGGAAGGAGGACCUGAGUUCUUGGCAGAACCUGGUGGCCCUUCUCAACCGUCCAUCUGACCCGGCAUCCCUGGGCAUCUUUCGCUUCUUGUUCGGUUUACUGAUGGUCGUUGACAUCACACAGGAACGAGGCCUCAGUCACCUGGACUACAAGUACCUGGAUGGCUCCCCCGUGUGCCGUUUCCCACUCUUUAAUUUCCUGAAGCCCCUGCCCAUGGACUGGAUGUACCUGGUCUACGUGGUGAUGAUUCUGGGCGCUCUGGGCAUCAUGUUGGGCUGCUUCUACCGUCUCUCCUGCCUCAUGUUCAUCUCCACCUACUGGUACAUCUUCUUCCUGGACAAGACGGCCUGGAACAACCACUCCUAUUUGUACGGACUGAUUGGAUUUCAGCUCAGUCUGAUGGAGGGGAACCGAUACUGGUCGGUUGAUGGUUUGAGGAGACCGUCCAUAAGAAACGCUCAUGUGCCUCUGUGGAAUUACACUCUGUUGAGGACACAGAUUUUUAUCGUGUAUUUCAUCGCCGGGAUCAAGAAGUUGGAUGCGGACUGGGUGGAGGGCUACUCCAUGUCAUAUCUGGCCCAUCACUGGCUUUUCGAUCCCUUCAAAAUGAUUCUUCCCGUGGAGCUGGUCAGUUUGUUUGUGGUCCACGGUGGAGGUCUGAUCCUGGACCUGACCGCUGGGUACCUGCUGUUUUUCGACGUCACUCGACCGUAUGCCAUGUUCUUCGUCUCCUACUUCCACUGUAUGAACUCUCAGCUCUUCAGUAUCGGGAUGUUCCCCUACACCAUGUUGGCCACCACUCCAAUGUUUUGCUACGUGGACUGGCCCAGAAGAUUCUUCUCCCAUUUCCCAUCAUUCCUCACUGCGGUUCUGCCCUUUACUACACCGGAGCCGCAGCCCAGCGCGUCUUGUAUUUACCCAGAGGUCCAGAGCAGAAGCAGUGACCGCCGUCAGACGCCUCCUGAUCGUAACGUUUCCAAGCCGAGAUUUAAGCACAAACUGGGAGCCAUUUUCACAGUCGUCUACAUCCUGGAGCAGCUUUUCAUGCCUUACUCUCACUUCAUCACAAAGGGCUACAACAACUGGACCAACGGUCUGUACGGCUACUCCUGGGACAUGAUGGUCCACUCCCGCAGCCAUCAGCACGUCAAGAUCACCUACAAAGACGGACAAACCGGAGAGACCGGGUUUCUGAAUCCAGGGGUGUUCACACACAGUCGUCGUUGGAAAGACCACGGCGACAUGCUGAAGCAGUACGCCACCUGUCUACACGAGUUUCUGCCGCACUACAACAUCUCUGAUCCAGAAAUCUACUUUGACAUCUGGGUGUCCAUCAACGAACGCUUCCAGCAACGGAUCUUUGAUCCCCGCGUUGACAUCGUCAAAGCCGAUUGGUCGCCAUUCAGGCCGAACCCUUGGCUGAUGCCUCUACUGGUGGAUCUGUCACCGUGGAGGACCAAGCUCCAGGAGAUCGAGGGCAGUUUGGACAAUCAGACGGAGGUCGUCUUCAUAGCUGACUUUCCAGGUCUGCACUUGGAAAACUUCGUAAGUGAAGAUCUGGGCAACACCAGUAUCCAGGUGUUACAGGGAAAAGUGAAUGUGGAGAUCGUGGGGGAGAAGAAGAACCAGAGUCUGCAGACCGGGGAGCAGAUGAAGAGGAGGAACCACACACACGUCCAACAAUGACCAUGUGACUCUCACUUUUUAUACUUCAUCGUGAAGCCGCUCAUGUUCGUCCUUCUGUGCGUCACUGACCACUGGUGGGCGACCUGCUAUCAAGUGAUUAUGACAUGAAAGGCAGAACAAUUAAAUCUCUUCUGCUAGGGGGCAGCAGAUCGCUAUGAAAACUAAAGAUAAUCAGAGCUGUCGAAGAAGAUCUUUGUGAGUGUCUUUCUUCAAUCCCUGCCAGUACAUCAGCU